GUUCAAGAGUCUUGCGAUUUCUCUUGUUUCGCAUAAAACAAAGGUCAAUUAAUUUUGUAGGAUUACAUUAUAGCCGGGCGGUUGAGAUGAUCAUGAACGCUGUGCGUGGUUAAACUAAAAUAGAUUUUGUAACAUUUUUACGUAUCGUGACGUGUUAUCAAGGCAGACGAACUUCACACAAUCGCUACUUAUUUAAAAUUUCCAGUUUUUAUAGAAAAAAGUAUUGUGUUGUGACGAAAAAUACUGUAAUGUUUAAAUCGUUGUUAGGAUCUCUGAUUACUCAGGCCAGCUGUCAAGAGGGGGCUGGUUAUUUAAAAAGAGCCGAUACAGAGAAGUUACAUGAAAUAUUUCUGCAAUACGCCACCGUUGAGAAGAAUGGUGAGAAGCACAUCACUAGCGAAGACUUUGUGAGGAAGUAUCUAGGAUUAUUCGACGAAGAUGACUACAACAAGGAAUCAGUCAAGCUCAUCGCGGGCAUCGUGGACAUGGACAAAGACGGGUUCAUCUCGUUCUCCGAGUUCCAGGCCUUCGAGGGGCUGCUGUGUGUCCCCGACGCGUUGUACAAGACCGCCUUCCAGCUGUUCGAUACCAACGGCAAUGGACUGGUGGCUUUCGACGAAUUCGCCGAGGUCAUGCGCAAGACAGUUCUCCACAAGAAACUGCCUUUCAACAUGGAGAGCACCUUCGUGCGUCUCUACUUCGGCAAAGACAAGAAGCGUCUAGUCACAUACCAGGAGUUCAGCCAGUUCCUCCACGAUUUCCACGAGGAGUACGGAGUGGAAGCCUUCAAGAAGUGCGACAAGGAUGGCAGUGGUUUCAUCAGCGCUGGGGACUUUAGGGAUAUAAUGCUGAAUGUCAAAAGCCACUUGCUGACCAAGGAUUUGAAGACGAAAGUGAUCAAUGCGUCAGGCUUCCCCCAAGGCGAGCGCAAGAUCAGUUUCCCCUUCUACAUGGCUUUUAACUCGCUCCUCAACAAUAUGGAACUGAUCAAACGGGUGUACCUUAACGCUACCAACGGCCAUCGAACGCAGGAGGUCACCAAGGAGGAGUUCCUGCACUCCGCACAGAUGAUGAGCCAGAUCACACCGUUGGAGGUGGAUAUAUUGUUCACUUUGUGCGACACUCUGCAUCACACUAAUGGACGCAUUGUCUACAACGAUCUCAACUCAAUCACACCAGAGCAAUACUUCAAACAAGUCACACGAAGAGUAGCAGAAAUAAAGGCCGUCUCGAGUCCAGAGGAGCGCAGUGUUCUCAUUCAAAUUUUGGAGAGCACGUACAGAUUCACGCUCGGUUCGAUUGCCGGUGCCGUGGGCGCAUCGACAGUCUACCCCAUAGAUUUAGUAAAGACCCGUAUGCAGAACCAGCGUACCGGCUCCUUCAUCGGUGAGGUGGCGUACAGAAACUCCUGGGAUUGCUUCAAGAAGGUCAUCCGGCACGAGGGAAUAUUUGGCCUUUAUAGAGGACUUGUCCCUCAGUUGAUCGGUGUAGCUCCCGAAAAAGCCAUCAAACUUACUGUCAAUGACUUAGUUCGAGACAAGUUUAUGGACAAAAAGGGAAAUAUUUCCAUAUACGCUGAAAUCAUCGCUGGAGGUUGUGCCGGCGGUUCCCAAGUAGUGUUCACGAACCCACUGGAAAUAGUCAAGAUCCGCCUUCAAGUGGCGGGCGAGAUAGCGGGCGGGCAGAAGGUGCGCGCGUGGUCCGUGGUCAAGGACCUGGGCCUGUUCGGGCUCUACAAGGGGGCGAAGGCCUGCCUGCUGCGCGACGUGCCCUUCAGCGCCAUCUACUUCCCGGCGUACGCGCAUGUCAAGGCCAAAUUCGCGGACGAAAACGGCUACAACCACCCGCUGACGCUGUUAGCGGCCGGAGCCAUCGCCGGCAUCCCCGCCGCCUCGCUCGUCACCCCCGCUGACGUCAUCAAGACCCGGCUACAAGUAGUAGCGAGAUCUGGGCAGACGACGUAUAACGGCGUAAUAGACGCGACUAGGAAAAUCUACGCCGAAGAAGGAGCUAGAGCUUUCUGGAAGGGAGCUAUGGCUCGUGUGUUCCGUUCGUCGCCACAGUUCGGUGUGACGCUCGUCACUUACGAAAUCCUGCAACGUCUCUUCUACGUCGACUUUGGAGGAACUCGACCGACCGGCUCGGAGUUGCACGUGGCGACACCUAUUGAAGAAGUCAAGAAGAAGGCCGAUCACAUCGGCGGAUACCAGGUCGCGAUACCAGUCCUCACCGGCCUCGAAACCAAAUUCGGUAUCUCGCUACCAAGAUUCUCGUUCCCGAAACCGGCGGCUCAGUAGGUACGGACCUAGUAAAUACCACCUAGUACGGAACGUGAUAUUUAGUCACGUGAUUUGGAAUAAGCUAUGAGUAUGAGAGCCUAGAUGAGGCACUCGAUAUUGGCGUCACGUAAUGUUCGACAGAGUAACAUUACGUCUGUAUUGUAACUUUAUUCAGCAGUACUGAGGGCUGAGUGUGAAUUUACAUCAAUCGUCGUCACUAGUAUAAUUAAAAAAAUCUAUGGAAAUGUUAGUUCUUGAAAGUAUCCGCUAGGG
Molecule: messenger RNA, 2552 nt
Organism: Ostrinia furnacalis (Asian corn borer)
Lineage: Eukaryota; Metazoa; Arthropoda; Insecta; Lepidoptera; Crambidae
Gene: aralar1
Product: calcium-binding mitochondrial carrier protein Aralar1
Exons: 14
Coding region: 249-2297 (682 amino acids)
Biological process (GO): malate-aspartate shuttle; aspartate transmembrane transport; L-glutamate transmembrane transport
Molecular function (GO): L-glutamate transmembrane transporter activity; L-aspartate transmembrane transporter activity; calcium ion binding
Source: RefSeq, a predicted model, not a curated record